This is a messenger RNA of Hepatospora eriocheir, 1479 nucleotides long. The record is from the annotation of a GenBank genome assembly. NCBI's taxonomy places the organism in Eukaryota, Fungi, Microsporidia, Hepatosporidae.
AUGUCUGAACAAAUAAGAGAAGAACACAGUGAAACUAAUAAAAGACUUAAAAAAGAUAACGAAUUAACAAACAACUUACUCAAUAAUAGAUCAUUAAUUAAAAAAGAAUCCAAUGAAAAGAUCAAUAAAGAAAGCAAUAUUUUGAGUAAUGAAAAUAAAAAGAUUCACAGUGCUUUAGAUUACAAUCCAACACAUUCAUUAUUUAAGUUAAUGAAAAUUAAUGGAGUGUUUUUAUUAACUUCAAUAGUUGGUUAUUUUAUAGGAAAGUAUAAACUUAAACCAUUUUAUUUAUUUUUACUGAGCUACUUAUUUUAUCUUGUAUUUUCACAAAGAGUGAAUCAAUAUAAACUAAGUAUUAAGAAUUACUUUAGAGGAGUGAAGAGGUAUGAGUCGGUUGAUAAGUCUGAAACAGUUGAAUGGUUGAAUUACAUUAUUAGACAGUUUUGGAAAGUAUCUGAGGCACCAAUAUCUUCAGAGAUACAUUCUAAUGUUAACGAAGUUUUAAGAAAGCUGGAAGUAUCAGGUAUUAAGGGAUUAAGACUCACAGAAUGUACAUUGGGUACUUUUCCACCUGAGGUUGAUUAUAUAAGUUUUUAUGAGAGGAAAGAUGACGCACUGGCUAUUGAAUUCUCUUUAUCUUUUAUUCCUUUACAAGAUGAGAUUACUCAAGAAAAUAAUCAAGACAAGUAUAAUUCUUGUAUACAAGUUAAUGCUGAUAUUAACAAUUUUAUUAGUUUACCUUUUUUAGUUAGAAAUUUAACUUUUUCUGCUAAAUUUAGAGUUGAAUUGUAUUUGAAGAGGGAAAUACCAAUGUUAAAGACACUCAAGUUACAAAUGCUUGAAUUACCAACUGUUGACUUUGUAUUAAUUCCUCUUAAAAUGUUUGAUAUUACUAAGUUACCUGGAAUAUCAGGUAUAAUUACUAAUGUUAUUAAUGAACAAGUUACUAAUUUGUUAUUAAAACCAAAGUUUAUGGAAGUUAAUUUAGAUGGAGUAGCUGAAUAUCAAGGUAAGAGAAUAGGGAUUGUUUGUGUUGAAUUACAUAAAUUAAUAACUGAUGAUGAUUCAUCUAAAUAUGUUACUUUAGAUAUUAAUGGAACAGAUGUUCAUAAAACUAAUUCUUAUGAUGGACAUAAUCCAAUUAUUAAUGAAAGCUUUUUUAUAAUAAUUAAAGAUACAACAACUAAAAUUGGUAUCACUUUACACGAAUCGAAUAAUAAGUUUGGAUCAAUUUAUUUAAGAAAUCUUAAUAGACAUUUCUUUAAUGAAAUUUUAUAUUUAGUAUCACCUGAAUCUACCUCACUACUUUAUACUACUACUACAUUCUACCCACUUACAAACGUAAGACAACAAUCAGGUAUUCUUAACAUUAAUGUAAUUAACAUUACUAACUUAUCUAAAUAUAAUGAUACAUCUUUAUAUAACACUUAUUUAAUAUUAAAAACAGUAGAAAUAAGUACUAAAAAGGAAAUAUUUUAA